AUGAAUCCCAGCACCGUCGAGGAGCUCGCCGAUGCCCUGAAGCAGUGCGCCAGCGCAAGGGAUCUCUCCCGCGGCAGGAAUUUACACUCUUUCAUUGCCAGCAGCGCGCUCCACAGCCGCGAUAAAUUCCUCCACAAUCUCCUCAUCCGGAUGUAUGGCAAGUGCGGCAGCAUCGACAGCGCGCGGAGGGUCUUCGAUGCCAUCCCGGAUCGAAAUCGCUACUCGUGGAAUCUCAUGCUCCAGGCCUACGUGCACAAUGGGCGGAUCGAUUGCGCGAGGCAGCUCUUCCAUGAGAUGGAAUCCAAUCGCCGCGCCGAUGUAGUCUCAUGGACCGUGAUGGUCACGGCCUACGCACAGAUCGGCAUUCUCAACCAGGCGAAGCAUCUGUUCGAUCGAAUGCCGGAGAAGAACCUCGUCUCGUGGAAUUCCAUGAUCACCGCAUAUGCCGCGAACGGGCAACUUGAUCUAGCGAGGAAAAUGUUUGCCGAUAUGGAAGAUCGAGGGAUUGCGAGAGGAGUUGUGACAUGGAAUACAAUGAUCCAAGCCUACAUUGAGGUUGGAAGAUUUGACGAAUCAAGGAAUCUUUUUCAUUCCAUGCCAGAUCGUAACGUAGUGUCGUGGACGUGCAUGAUUCCGGUAUAUGCCCAGCUUGGGGAAAUGGAGAAGUGUGAAGAUCUCUUCACAUCCAUGCCGGAACGCAACGUGGUGACGUGGACGGCUAUGAUACAGGCGUACACACACAACGGAAACAUAUGGAACGCGGCGAGAAUAUUCAACACGAUGCCGGAGUGGAAUCUGGUAUCAUGGAACUCUAUGCUUCAAGCAUAUGCCGAGGAAGGGCAUCUGGAGGAAUCGAAGAGGAUUUUUAGCGCUCUUCCCCAGCGUGAUAUCGUCUCCUGGAAUGUCAUGAUCACGGCGCGCUCACACGAAUCGCCAGAGGCUGCCAAUGCGAUCUUCGUUGCGAUGCCGCUCAGGGAUCUCGUGUCCUGGAACUCGAUGCUCACGGCGUACGCCCAGUCGGGGCACCAUCUCUGCGAGGCGAAGAUCACAUUCGACGCCAUGCCCGAGAGGGAUUCCAUCUCCUGGAGCAGCAUUCUCUCCAGUGUCGCCGAGAAGGGGGAGAUCGAGGCCGCCAAGGCGCUGUUUGAUGCGGCGAGCGCGAGCGCGGGAGGGAUUGAUAGCAGCGCCCUCAUCGCCGCCUAUGGCGACCUCGGCUACCUCCGCCAGGCCAGGGCCCUCUUCGAUCGAUCGACCAGAAGGAGCAUCGUGACCUGGAACGCGAUGAUCCAGGGGUGCGCGGCAAAUGGGCAGCUGGAGGAGGCGCAGCAGCUCUUCGAUCGGAUGCCACAGAGGAACAUCGUGUCGUGGACGGUGAUGGUGGCGGCGCACUCCGCCGCCGGAGAUCUCCACCGGGCAACGCACCUCUUCCAGGCCAUGCCCGCGAGGAACGCCGUGUCGUGGACGACGAUACUCCAGGCCUAUGCCCAACACGGGCAUCUCGACGAGGCGAAGAAGAUCUACCACAACCUCCCGCGAUUCGACGCCGUCGCGGGCAACACGAUGAUCGCCGCAUUGCUGGAGCGCGGCGAGAUCGCCCAGGCUCGUGUGAUCUUCGAUGGAUUGCAAGAACGCAACGCCGGAUCGUGGAAUGCGCUGAUCACAGGCCUUGCGGAGAAUGGCGAGCUGGAACCCGCGCGAGUGCUGCUCGAAUUCUCGGUGCCAUGGGUGGAGCUCAAGCCCUGGACGGCUCUCAUCGCCGCCUACGCCCACCGCGGCCACUUCGAAGAGGCCCACGCCAUUUUCGCGCACCGGCUGCCCGAGCACGACUCCAUCCUCGCCAGCCUCAUGGUGACGCUCUAUGCCCAACACGGGCAUAUCCCCCAGUCAAAGGCAUCGUUUGACGGCAUAUCCCACCGUACUACCGUGUCGUGGAACGCCCUCGUGGCGGCGUACGGAGCAAGCGGCCUGUUGCGCGACGCAAGCCGGGUCUUCGACAGAAUGCCCGAGAGGAAUAUUGUCCACUCGGGUCUUCUCGAGAGGGGGUGGCGGUACUUCCAGAUGAUGGGCGACUACGGGAUUGAUCCAAUCCGCGACCAUUACCACUGUAUGAUUGAUCUGCUGAGCAGGGCCGGGGAUCUGGAGAUGGCCAGGGAGCUCAUACGAACGAUGCCGUUUGAGUGUGAUGCCUUGGCGUGGAAGACACUCUUGGGCGGGUGUAAAGUCCAGGAUGACGCUGGAAGAGGGGAGGAUGCCGCGAGAUCCGCUUUAGGGGCCUGUCCCCAGGAAUCAUCCAACUAUGUGCUCCUGGCAGAGAUCUAUUCAUCUAAAAGUAGCUCCUGA
Selaginella moellendorffii is the source of this 2340-nucleotide messenger RNA. Its product is annotated as pentatricopeptide repeat-containing protein At2g35030, mitochondrial-like. Lineage: Eukaryota; Viridiplantae; Streptophyta; Lycopodiopsida; Selaginellales; Selaginellaceae. Bases 1 to 2340 code for a protein of 779 amino acids. The transcript has 2 exons. The record is from RefSeq and is a predicted model, not a curated record. Gene Ontology annotation, molecular function: protein binding.